UCGUACUUUUUAACCUCUAUAUCACUAAUAAUCAGUUAAAAUAUAUUUUCUGUGGGAGCACCUAUUAUGUGACAUGUGACAUAUACAAAAAUAUAAUCUGUGGAAAAGACAACAGUCAACAAAGAGUCAACAAAAGAUUAUUUUCAAGUUUACAAUUGUAUCCGGUUUGUUUUGUCUUUAAUUAAUUAUUUGUGUCAGAAAAAAUGGUUAUUCUAAAUUGUUUUCGGUAUCCGGAAUCAAAUAUAAGGCACGAACAAAGAAACGUUAGGGCAAUUUUAGAUAAAAAAGAUUUGGGGUUAGGAACGCUCUUCAUCAGCGAAAACAAUUUAUGUUGGCAAGAAAAGGAUAAUAUUGGUUUCUGCAUUGAUUAUCGAAAUAUAUCUCUUCAUGCCAUAUCCAAAGACGAGAAUGUUUAUUCUAGAGAAUGUAUUUAUAUUAUGGUGGAUGGUAGAAUCUACAUGCCAGGAGAUGAACCACAACAUUUAAACGAUGAUAAUGAUGAAGAUGUAGAAUCAGAACCAGAAAUUAGUGAAUUACUAUUGGUCCCUGAUGAAGAAAACUCCCCUUCAGUUCUAACAAUCUAUGAAGCUAUUAAAAUAUGUCAGGAAUUAAAUCCAGAUCCAGAUGAUAUGGAUGAAGAGGAUGAAGAAGAUGAUUUAUAUGCUGAUGCUGAAGAUGAAAUGGAAGAAGGACAUUAUGUAAUUCAUGAUAGAGCUGAUGGAGACGCAGAUAUAAAUGAGUUAUCAAGAAGAUUGGAAGGAAAUACUGUAGAUAUUAAUUAUAUACAGAAUGGAAAUGAAGAGGAUGAAUUUCAAGAUGCUGAUUAGUUCUUAAUAAUUUUUAUGCUAUUUAUAUUUAAUUCUUUUGUAAGCUUUAAUGUUAAAAUAAAACACGUAUGUUAGAAUGAAACAAUAUAAUAUAAUGCAAAUUAAUUUUUGUAAAGUGAUGUAGGUAGACCAUAAUACACACAGUACAGGUCACAACAAAAAUGUUAACUUAUAUUCUUUGUCCGAUUCUUUUAUAGCCAACAUACAUUUUUUAACAUGAACAAUAAUUCAUAACAUCCACCUUUUUUUAAUAGGCUGUAUAUAAAAUUAAUGUAAUCCAAGAUACUGUAAUUAUAUAUUUUGCUUUCUUGAAUUACAUAAUGAUCCCAAAAAUUUAUCCCUUAUUUAAUUUUUGUAGUUAACUUUUUUACUAAAUUAAUAUAUUAUUAGAAUGAUACAGACAUUUUUUAGAUAUACAGUUUUUGUAAUUAUCAUUGUAAAAUGUUGUUAGAUACCAGUAAAUUAUGUAAAAGGCU
Sitophilus oryzae (rice weevil) is the source of this 1303-nucleotide messenger RNA. RefSeq names its product methylosome subunit pICln-like. Lineage: Eukaryota; Metazoa; Arthropoda; Insecta; Coleoptera; Curculionidae. Gene Ontology annotation, biological process: chloride transport; spliceosomal snRNP assembly; mRNA cis splicing, via spliceosome. The record is from RefSeq and is a predicted model, not a curated record. The coding region runs from base 204 to 827 and encodes 207 amino acids. Gene Ontology annotation, cellular component: methylosome; pICln-Sm protein complex; spliceosomal complex. The transcript is spliced from 5 exons.